Bipolaris sorokiniana ND90Pr is the source of this 1654-nucleotide messenger RNA. RefSeq lists its product as uncharacterized. Gene Ontology annotation, cellular component: mitochondrion. The transcript has 2 exons. The record is from RefSeq and is a predicted model, not a curated record. Bases 118 to 1191 code for a protein of 357 amino acids. NCBI's taxonomy places the organism in Eukaryota, Fungi, Ascomycota, Dothideomycetes, Pleosporales, Pleosporaceae. Gene Ontology annotation, biological process: tricarboxylic acid cycle; isocitrate metabolic process. Gene Ontology annotation, molecular function: NAD binding; isocitrate dehydrogenase (NAD+) activity; magnesium ion binding.
AGCAGUGCGCACGUCGCGGAGAGCACGGAUAAACCCGGGGCUCCGAAGUUCGGCGGGCUGCAACCCCAAAAAUUCCCAGGCGCAUAACAUCGACUUCUUUUGUGUCACAGCUUCAUAAUGGCCGCACGCACGCUGAGGAUCGGCCUCAUUCCCGGUGACGGCAUUGGCCGCGAAGUCAUCCCCGCCGGCCGUCGCAUUCUCGAGGCUCUGCCCUCAUCUCUGGGCCUCAAGUUUUCCUUCUCGCACCACGAGGCGGGCUGGGAGACAUUCCAGAAGACAGGCGCUGCUCUGCCCGACAAGACGGUCGAGGCGCUCAAGUCCGACUGCGAUGGCGCCCUCUUUGGCGCCGUCAGCUCGCCCACGGUCCAGACCAAGGGCUACUCCAGCCCUAUUGUGGCACUGAGGAAGAAGAUGAAGCUAUACGCAAACGUGCGCCCUGUCAAGAGCGUCCGGGGAGGUCUGCGUGACGUAGACCUGGUCAUUGUGCGCGAGAACACCGAGGACCUUUACGUCAAGGAGGAGAGGACGUAUACUGCCCCCGACGGCUCCAAAAUUGCCGAGGCUAUCAAGCGCAUCUCCGAGACGGCCUCGUUCAAUAUUGCUGCUAUGGCCGGCGACAUUGCCCUGCGACGGCAGCGCGUCCGUGAUGCUGGCGGCAACUCCAUCCACUCUCGCCCACUCGUCACAAUCACCCACAAGUCCAACGUCCUGUCUCAAACAGACGGCCUUUUCCGCGAGACCUCGCGCCGCGCUCUGCAAGACGCAAAAUACCAAAUGGUUGGCGUUGAGGAGCAGAUUGUCGACUCCAUGGUCUACAAGCUAUUCCGCCAACCUCAGGACUACGACGUCAUUGUCGCCCCCAACCUCUAUGGUGAUAUUUUGUCCGACGGUGCUGCCGCCUUGGUCGGCUCCCUCGGCCUCGUUCCCUCUGCCAACGUCGGUAAAGACUUCGUCAUUGGUGAGCCCUGUCAUGGCUCUGCCCCCGACAUUGAGGGCCAGGGCAUUGCCAACCCCAUUGCCACCAUCCGAUCUACUGCCCUCAUGCUCGAGUUCAUCGGUGAGGAAGAGGCCGCCGCCAAGAUUUACUCUGCUGUUGAUGCAAAUCUUGAGCAGGGUGAGCUUUUGAGCCCAGACAUGGGCGGCAAGGCGAAGACGGAUGAGAUUAUCGAGGACAUCUGCAAGAGGCUGUAAAUCUAUUUUUUGGCUGAUAGCUUAGCGCAGCAUGUUCUGGCUUAGUGCAGUCCCUUAUUGGUUAAGUGAGGGCUUAAUCGGGCCCCCUAGCUUACGAAUUUGGAUAGUUAUAGUUUAGCAAUCAAUUAGUCCGAUCGGAAGCUUCGGGCACAGGGGACAGACACGUUAGUAACGGGCGAUGUGACCUCUUCUGGUAAUUUUCUUACACUUUCCCGCAGAAUUAUCCUUAGAGUCAACUACCAACGCUCCCAAUACUUAUAGCCGUAUACCUGUUACAGCUCGUUUGUUUCUGCAAUUCUUCUAGCUCGUUUCCAACUGCAUGCCCGUCGCUAACAACUCCAUCAAUCCUGCAAGCGAAGCCAUUACGAUUACGAUUUCAGAUACACUAUUAGGGAGCAAAAUCAAUACAACUAGAUUCCUAAACAUGGGAGAGUAAUCAUGCUGUGUUCCUUAAAAAUUCUAC